AUGUAUCAACAACACAUACAAGACGACAUUGCAUUACAACAAGAUUCAAGUUCAUAUGAAUAUGGACAUACAAAAUCAAUGAUUCAGUAUGAUGUAUCGAGACUUGGUAAUAGCAAGCGAAAACAUGUAUCCAAUAAAGAAGGUAUCAAGAAACGAUGUUCUGAUAAAAUACAUACAUUAUUUAAUCCAAACAGAAUGACACCGCCGCCUACACAAGCAUUAGACUCAAGUGAAACAAUACCAAUUGAUCAUAAUGCCGAUGAUAUUCAAGUUGGAAGUGAUGAUGUUACAAAGGUAUCAUUAGUGAAUACUGCUUCGCCAUGCAUACAACGACAAAUGAAUAGAUUCAAUGAUGGACUGAUUCAACAACAAGAUAUUUCACUUAAAGAAAGCAGAAAAGGUAACUAA
Molecule: messenger RNA, 408 nt
Organism: Didymodactylos carnosus
Lineage: Eukaryota; Metazoa; Rotifera; Eurotatoria; Philodinida; Philodinidae
Source: the annotation of a GenBank genome assembly